Mesorhabditis spiculigera is the source of this 567-nucleotide messenger RNA. NCBI's taxonomy places the organism in Eukaryota, Metazoa, Nematoda, Chromadorea, Rhabditida, Rhabditidae. The record is from the annotation of a GenBank genome assembly.
AUGCGAGAGUGCUCCAAACCGCCCGUCAGAGGGAAGACGUCUCCAUAUGGAUUCUUCGUCAAAAUGUGUUAUGAGGAGCACAAAAAGAAGUUCCCUAAUGAGAACGUGCAAGUGCCUGAGAUUUCGAAGAAAUGCUCUGAUAAAUGGAAGACGAUGAAUGACGAUGAGAAGCGGAGAUUCUACGAAUUAGCCCAAAAAGAUCAGGAGCGUUAUCAGGCCGAGGUAGCGGCAUACGGUGGGGAGGACCACACCCGAAAGAGAAAGAGACCGAAGAAGGACCCAAAUGCCCCGAAACGGGCCCUUUCUGCAUUCUUUUUCUUUUCACAGGAGAGAAGACCAGAAGUGCAAGCAAAGCAUGUCGAAUGGAAGGUGAUGCAAGUGGCACAAGAGCUGGGAAGAAUGUGGAAGGAUAUGACGCUGGAAGAUCGGGAUAUUUACGAACAGCGAGCAGCGGCUGAUAAAGAACGAUAUGCUGUGGAGAUGCAAGAGUACAAGGCUGGCCUCGGCGCAGCACAAGCAGAACAAAUGGCCCAAGCCGCCCAAUCCCAGGAUGCCCAAUUGUAUUAU